Molecule: messenger RNA, 12740 nt
Organism: Anas platyrhynchos (mallard)
Lineage: Eukaryota; Metazoa; Chordata; Aves; Anseriformes; Anatidae
Gene: PSD3
Product: pleckstrin and Sec7 domain containing 3
Biological process (GO): regulation of ARF protein signal transduction
Molecular function (GO): guanyl-nucleotide exchange factor activity; protein binding; phospholipid binding
Source: RefSeq, a predicted model, not a curated record
CUGCAGCUUCUGACGGGGAAACCGUCUCUCGCAGAAGGGGACAGGUUGAGAGAAACCCCGGCACCUGACGGCGUGCUCUGCUCGGAAACCCGAAGCUCGGGGAGAACUUCCAGCGACCUGCGAAACACAGAUCGGCUGCGGAGCGACUGCGAGAAGCACUGAAGGGAUUUAGGAGCGUAGCAGAGCUCUGCACGUCCUGACGCCUCGCGGGCUUUGGGGACCACCGCUCCCAAGCGCCGUCCUCAUGGGCAGAAGCACUUGUGUGGGAUAAUGAUGUAUCUGCUCACGCCCAGACUGUUGCCAAGGCCAAAUAUGAAUUUUUAUUUGGCUUGGAAGAAGAGAAGCCUUCAGAAAUGGGUAGUGGCAAUGGAAGUAACACGUUGCUCCCCCACACCAUCAUCAAUGAAUUUCCAGAGUACGGCACUAUAGAGCCAAGUGGAGACGCACUGAGGACAUCAUCAGAGGGCCAGGCAGAGCCUGUGACGUGCAGCCCAGAAGGACGGGACAGUCACCAGGUACCUGGCAGGCCUCCUUCUCAGCCUGCGGCUUCUGUGGACGAGUCUAGAGCUCAUGCUAAGGCAGCACAGCUGCAUGCUGCGGAAGAAGGCUUACAACCUGCGGGUAACGUGCCAGAGAUUAUGAAAAUCUCUCGACGGCUAGAAGCAACAAAGGUGCAAGAGGGAGCAAAUACUGCUCUUGAUUCGGAGACACACAUGGAAAAAAAGAACGUUCCUGGCAGCCAAAAUGUACAGACAGCCAGAGAACCAGUUCCAGCAGGCCAAGAAAAAACCUCAGACAUGCCUCUUCCAUCUGAACGAACAGCUGAGGAAAAAAUGCAUUUGAUCGUAGGGAAAGAUCUGGCUGCAAUAUGGACUGGAGAAAAGCAGUCCGAGUCCUUGCAAGCCACCAGUAAUAAAACUGAGGAGGUCCACACAGCAGAGGAGACAAGCUGUCAUAGACCAUCUGCGACAAACCUGGAAGCAGCCAGCAGAGUGGAAGGGUGGGCGCAUUUCGAGGAGUUUUCAGCGUACAGUCAAGGCAAAAUGCAAAUGGGUCCUGAGAGGAGGCUCUCUAAAGAGGCAGCUGUGAGCAAACAUGUAGAAUUUCAAGGGGUGGAGAUUUUAUGGCUGCAAAAAGCAGAGGAGCAGAGCAAAAAGAAGCAUUCACUGCUGGAGACCGCAUCCGUGGAGAGGAAGGCAUUCCCCAAAACAUCCAGCCAUCCUGCGCCACCAAUGGUCUCCCCGGGCUUGGUUGCCUCUCCGGAUAGUGCUGGGAGAGAGGUCUGGGAAGACCUCAAGCUGGGAGCUGCCUGUGGAGCCGCUCCUCUGGCAUUGCUUGAUGAAAGUGGGGAGGAUGAAGUUUUUGUGAAGGACAGAAAGAACCGCGGUGAGGAGGAGACCGCUGUGCUAGCGAGAGGCCAGGGCAGGAUCAUGGAGGAGGGGGAAGCCGCCGUGGGAGGAUAUGAAGAUGUCCUUGGACAGAGGCACUCUGACGUCUCCACUGAUCUGUACAGCUCGCAGUUUGAAAACAUCCUAGACAAUGCCUCUUUAUACUACAGCGCGGAGUCACUGGAGACGUUAUACUCGGAGCCUGACAGCUACUUCAGCUUCGAGAUGCCACUCACUCCGAUGAUCCAGCAACGUAUGAAGGAGGGCAGUCAGUUUUUAGAACGGACUUCAGCCUCAGGACAGACGGAUGUCUUUCAGCUUCCCCCUGACGGGGAAGCAAAGAGCUGCUGUGAAGGCAUCGCCAAUGGUUUAAGGGAUGUAAGUGAAACGCUCUUCAGAGGAGAUGUCACAGAAGUUCCUCGUUUGGAAAGCAAUGCUGGACUGCAGAAUGCGGUGCUAGACUCCAGUGCUGCCAUGGGGAGCAAUGAACUUCAGGAGAAAGAUGCUGCUGGAGCCCUUGGCUACGACCUCAGCAAUGGCAGCAGCAGCAAUUUGGACGCAGCCAGGCGCCUGGCUAAACGCCUCUACCAUCUGGACAGAUUCAAGCGCUCCGAUGUGGCGAAGCAUUUGGGCAAAAACAACGAGUUCAGCAAGCUCGUGGCCGAAGAAUACCUUAAAUUUUUCGAUUUCACAGGCAUGACGCUGGACUACUCGCUCAGGAGUUUCUUUAAAGCCUUUUCACUUAUUGGAGAAACUCAGGAACGAGAGAGAGUUUUAGUCCACUUUUCCAGCAGAUACUAUCAGUGUAACCCAAACACCAUUUCUUCUCAAGAUGGAGUUCACUGCCUCACGUGUGCCAUGAUGCUGCUGAACACUGACCUGCAUGGACACAACAUCGGGAAAAAGAUGACCUGCCAGGAGUUCAUUGCUAACCUCCAGGGGAUGAACGAUGGCAAAGACUUCCCAAAAGGGCUGUUGAAGGCUCUCUACAAUUCAAUCAAGAAUGAGAAGCUUGAAUGGGCAGUGGAUGAAGAAGAGAAAAAAAAAUCUCAUUUGGAAGGUACAGAUGAAAAAGAUAAUGGGAACCAGACGAAGGCUGUAAGUCGAAUUGGUAACUCUAACAACCCAUUUCUGGACAUCCCUCAUGACCCCAAUGCUGCUGUGUAUAAAACUGGAUUUCUGGCUCGGAAAAUCCAUGCAGAUAUGGAUGGAAAGAAAACUCCCCGGGGAAAGCGAGGCUGGAAAACCUUUUAUGCUGUGCUGAAGGGAACGGUCCUGUACUUGCAGAAGGAUGAGUACAAGCCAGAAAAGGCUUUGUCGGAGGAAGAUCUGAAGAAUGCAGUUAGCGUGCAUCAUGCGCUGGCAUCCAAGGCAACAGACUAUGAGAAGAAACCCAAUGUCCUCAAGCUUAAAACAGCAGAUUGGAGGGUCCUGCUUUUCCAAGCCCAGAGCCAAGAAGAAAUGCAGACCUGGAUCAACAAGAUUAACUGUGUGGCUGCUGUCUUCUCUGCACCACCGUUUCCAGCAGCAAUUGGCUCUCAGAAGAAGUUCAGUCGCCCACUCCUGCCAGCUACCACAACGAAGCUAUCUCAGGAUGAACAGCUGAAAUCUCAUGAAGCUAAGCUGAAGCAGAUCUCCACUGAGCUUGCUGAACAUCGCUCUUACCCUCCUGACAAGAAGCUGAAAGGAAAGGAAGUAGAUGAUUACAAACUGAAAGACCACUAUCUGGAGUUUGAGAAAAGUCGCUACGAGAUCUACGUUGGCCUCCUGAAAGAAGGGGUGAAGGAGCUGCUGAGCGGAGGCGAGAACGACGCGCCAGGAUUGAAGAAAUCCCACUCAAGUCCGUCGCUCAACCAGGAGUCUCCAGUCAGUGCCAAGGUGAAGCGCAAUGUCUCGGAGAGGAAGGACUACAGGCCAGAAACACCCAGCAUUAAGCAGAAGGUCACUUAGGGCGGAAGUGAUAGCUAGGGGAACAGCCAUGCAGCAAAGUACCGGUGGUCAAAAUUUUUCCAUUUAAUAACCUGUCAUUCACAAAAUUAAGUGCAUCUGCCUGAAUGGGGUGUUAGUGACAUUUUCUAUUGUAUAUUUUGCUGUUUCUGUGCAGAUUGUGGGAGAUGUCUUUGCUCCUGCUUUGCUUUGUUAAUUUAUCAUUUAGCAAUUGAAGCAUCGGGACUUUUUUGUGUUCUGUUUUUAAAGGAGCUGGGGGAGGGGUAGAGCGCUGUGACGUGUAUUCUGUCUCUUCCCCGUUUACCUCCUCCCAUCGGCACGUGGCUUUCAUCUCUCAAGUCACUUGUCACUUUAUUUACGUGGUGGGUGGGAAAAGUAACUGGACAAAUGCUGCAGUGUUGUGAAUGUGAGCUGUAGCUGUGAGAAAUUUUGUGCAAACGGGCAGCUGCAGAGGGCUGGACAGAGUCUAGGGUGCUGGGAACAUUGGUUUCCUGACAGCGCAGAGCGUGUUGGUACUGGCAAUUAGCAGUGGGUGCUACGGUAAAUAGUCGCUGUUGCUUAUUGUUCCUACGUUGACCCUGGACCCACAAAGGCAAAGGUAUGCAACCUGGAAAUCUCUGGCAAUGCUGGGAUGACAGCAUUGGAAUCGUUGGUUUGCUUCUUUCCAAGCAAAGAGCCUUCUCCUGAGUUAGCAGGCUGGGGGGUAUCCAAACCUGUCGUGUCUCUGUGGUCAGGGAGAUGAGGAGUUACCCGGCUGGGAUGAACCUGGGUUGCAGCAGUGGCUGCUGAGGAUGUCAGCCACUGGCAUUGCAUUUAAAGACAAAGGGCCUCUGUGUAGUUUUUAACUAUACACUCUUCACUUAGCUGCUAUAUAGAGCCUUAUGAUACAUUGUCCCCCGAUGCUCCCCUUCCCAGGAGUUCCCGUGUUGGUGUGUGCAGAUGUAUGCAAUUUCUCUGAUAGUGACAGUGCACUUUGCCUUUUCCCUCCAGAAAGGGAUUCUCCUCAGCUAUUUGUUUUCCUGCUUUAGUUCAUACAGAGGUGGAAGAGGCUGGUGCAGACUGGAGGAUGGUACAGACGUGUGGUUGCUCAGGGCCAGGUUUGAUGCCCUCCUGGCUCCUCCAUGCCUGGAGGCCAGCACAGGGCUGCCUCAGCUUUGGCAGAUCCUAUCCUCCACCUGCGGGGAGCCAGCCUGCCCUGCAGCUCCAGCAUAUCCCACUUCAGGCUUUCAGAGGGAGGCAGAGGCCAGGGAGAGGCCACCACGGGCAGAGCUUUCCAUACCUCAAAGCCAUGCUUGGUCCGCAGGUCCUGGGGAUGUUUGGCAGUCUUGAGUCACAGGGGUCAGGGGAGUAUCAAGAUGAUGCAGAGAUCAUUUUUCUGUUUCCCAGCCCCUCUCGACUUGGGGCAGCUUGGUACUGCAGAGAACACAGGCUCACCUGGUACUUUACACGCUCAGUUUUAAUCUCUGAUUUGAUACUGGCCUGCUGUGUGAGCUCGGACAGGUCUCUCCCUCUUUGCCUCACCCAUCCCCUUUGCAGAGUAGUUGAACCAUUCUGGCUUUUCUCACAAAGCGCCUUGAGAGGUAAUGUUCAGGGCCAGCUGAGAAAUGCUUGUUGCUGUUAUUUUUGUUGGGCCUGGCGCAGGGUAGCUGUCCUUAUAGAUAUAAUUCGUAAUGUAUAGAGAAAUGCCGAGAUCAAUGCAAGGACUGUUUAGAAAUGUGCUGGAAUUUCCAGCCUGAACGGUGUAGGACCACACAUCAAAAAAAAUUACCAUCUGAUGGGAUUUUGUGCUCUGUCAGACUUCCCAAAGGGUCCAAGCCAAUUAGCCCAGCUUAUUGAACUGCCAGUUCAGUGGGCAGAAAAGGGAGCAAUCAAAGAGAGGGGGACCCUAACAGGCACCACAUGACCUGCCUCCCCCACUGAGGACCACCAUGCAGCAUCGCUCCCGAUGUUGUGCUCGCCGUGGGCUGCAACAAAGGAUGUCAUGCACUCAGAUGCCAAGAGGUGCUGAAGCGAAUCGAUCCUUGCAGUUGCAGCAGAAUCGGAUGGGACUGACUCCGUGUGUGAUGGUGGGGCACAUGCGUUUGGCAUUUGGUGGAGCAAGCGUGCAGUCCUCCUGCUGCUGAAGGAGAGAGAGGCCUUCUUGUACCGGGGCGUGCUGCACCGGGAGACUCCGUGCAGACAGGUGCACGGCAGUGCUUAUCGGAGGGGGUUGUGUGAAUUAAUCGUGUGUGGUAGGUAAACAGCUCGUGGAGGGGAAACAGAGCCAGGAGAUCCCUGCAGCUGUUCAUCGUACUCUGGUGGUUUUAAACAAACAAUCAGAAGAGAGAGAGAGGUUAUACUAAGAGGGAAAAAAGACAUAUGGGGAAUGCUGAGUGCGUGUUUGAGAAGAAAACUUGUCCAGUCUCAGAUAACGGCAUUUCACAGAAAGCAUGCAGCAGAAACAGGGAAAAAAAAAAGGUGCAGAUGUGUAAAUGGACCUUGCUUGGAUGUCAGGGUGGGGUUGUCUGGAGGAGCUUUUCAGAGGCAUCCUGGAACACACCCAGCAAACCUCUUGUGAUACUGAGUGCAGCGCUUUAAAAGGCGAAGAGGUGACAUUUAACUUUUUUCUCAGCUUUUAAAAUGCUCUGCUGCAGUAGACUGGAGUUAAAUUGCUGAACUCAAAAAAAAAAUAAAAAAAAUCCUGUGAAAUGCAUUUCCCAGCUUUGACACAGAAACUGGUUAAUUCCUUUUCAAAGUCACUGCAGAGGAGAUGAUUUGAAAUAACAGGAAAAGUCAAAAAGUAAGCUGCGAAAAUGAUUUUUUUCAGUUUUUGUUAUUUAUUCUCCAUUACCAGGUGUACUUGCAAAUGGAUCGGGGUAUAAUUUUUAAGUCUCAUCUGUGCUUAGCAAAUGCAAUUUUUCACUGCAUUUUUUAGCAAUUAAACAUUUGUUGAACGUGGAGCAGUCUCGGUGAGACUGUUGAGGCGUGCAGAUUAGUUUACUGAGAAUUUGUCAGGUUCUGCUCAAGUUUUAAUUAAUGUCAUUUUGCUCCAUUGCUUUACAAAUUCUAGGCGUCCCAGCCACCCAUGUGAAUAUGCACAUUUCAGAGGCCAAGAGAAAAAGGAGAUCCUGUCGUGAAUGCCUAAGCCUCCUGGACUCCCUUAGGAACAGGAUCAUCUGCUGAGCAGUACUGUCAUUUGCUUUUUUUUUCCCUUCCCCCCUUGAUGCUAUUGUAAAGGGUGGGUGCAGAUUCUCCAGGGGUGUGAGUGAUGCAUCUUGUUGGGUGGCACCACGGAGAGUCUGGCCAGAUGGCUUUGCAUGGUACCCGGUGCCCUGCCUUUUCUUUGCCGAAUGUUUGCCUUUAUUAGAGAUUGGUGUUUGGCCUCAGUGACUCAGGAGCCCCCCGUUGCAGCAUGUAAGGUUCCUCUGCUGAUUUCCAGCCCUCCCCUGGACCCCUGCAUGCCUGGCUGUCCCCACCGUGCACCCGACCUCGGUAUCACCUGAGCAGCCUGUGGCUUCCUGGGGGUGCUGAAUGUUAGCAGGAGGUACCUGAGGCUUGUUUUGGGCCCCCGUUCAGCCUGGGCAGAGCUGUGUUGGGAUGCUCAGUGAUAAGAUCUUGCAGUGCCCGCUCGCUCAGCUGCAGCUGGCAGGCCACUGCAAGCGUGCGUCCGAGCAUGCAGCCCCCAAGCCAGCCCUUUGCGUUGGUGCUGCUGGGGAGGUAUCGCCCUCCCUUGUCCUCCUCCCUGCUGCAGCCUGCCACCUGGAAGCCGCCGCUCGGGCAGAAGCUCUGCCCCCACGUCUUGAGAGGGGGAAAGCGAGGAGGGGAUGCUGAUUGCUCACCCUCCGUGUUGGACUCCUCUCCCGGCUGAAGGAGGAGCGGCAGGAGGGUCUGGACGUGACAGCAGAGAGGGGAGGGAGAAGCACAGAGAUGCCUUCCCUCCCUCCGCUCAGCAACCAAAGCAGGUGAGAAAACUCUCCCAACGCCAAAGCCGCGCUCUCCUUCGUAAGCCGGCAGGAUGCUGGGAUUUUUGUUCAGCAGCGUCGUGGAAGAAAAUCUCUGGGCUGGCUUUGUGUUUGGAUGCGUCUUGCAGAUAAAUCACGCACGGACCAGUGAACAUGGCUGCAGCUUUUUAAUCCAGUAUUUAUGUUGUGUCUUUAAUUGAUGUAGAGAGAUAAGUCAGCCAGCAGUGUGAUUAAUGUAGCGGAGCUGUGGGGGAACGCUGUUCAUCUGCGACUCCGACUCAGACACUUUUUCAUCUAUAGCCAGCCACUUGUAAAUGGUUACCAGAAGCUUUCUAAGGGCUGUAACAGCUCAUCCCUUAAGUGCUUUCUCUUUGAUCCUGCCUGCUCCCAGGGUGCAGCCUGUCCAAGUUCAGGGGCUCCUCUGGAGCACGGUGUGCAGCAGUUUGAGCUCGCUGACCUCCAGAGGCCCCUUGUGACCUGGACUGAUGGGUGACUUUUCACAGCUCCAGUGCCUUCCCGUAAUAGGCCGGCUGUUCUUCUGCCUUGAAACCAUCAGGCUUUUUUGUCUCACCCGAGUGGGGCUGGGUUCCCACUUGGUUAGAGCAUCUCUUUGGUGAGGGGGUUGUUGUGGCGGUGGGGAAUGUCAGAGGUGGCAGGAUGAUCACUGCAUUUCUGGAGGCAUUGCACUGCAGUGCUCUUCUUGAAAGAUGGAAGGCUCUUCUCUGCAGACAGCUUACAGCUUACCCAUGUCUGCAUUCUCCAUCCCUAAAUCAAUUUUGGCCUUAUAGCAGUUAGUCUGACAGCUCCUCCUCCUUUUCUGUCAAGCUGCUCCUGUCUGUCAUCUUAGCACCUCAGCUGCUUCUGUGUAACAGGUCUCUUUCCUUCCAUGCUUGCAGAAAUCCAGAAAAUUUGACUGUCCCAUCUUGCCUUGAGAAAACCUGCUCCGAGGCAGUACCGUGUUGAAUGGAUAACCUUUUGAACAGCUUUCUCGUUCUGCUCGUUUGUAGCCUGUAUUUCCAGCCACAGUUAUAGCUGGGAAGUGCGAGACAGAGUUUCAGACUUCUGUGAUCCUUGUGUGUUACGCUGCAUGGAUGCAAGGUCCCCCUCCCACACUCAGACCAGACACUUGUGACAUUCCUAGCCUCCUUUCCAAAAAUCUCAGCGGCAGAGGCAGCCUGUGCUGUGCUGUGGGGAAACUUUGACACGCUGUUUUGCAAGGAUUUGGGUGGUUUCCAAAUCAGGUCAUACAUUCUCCAACCUUUCAGGGAGCUGUGUAAAAAAAGAAAAGAAAAAAGAGAAAAAAAGAUGCCAUUUUCAAUCAGUGCCCCCCAAGCACAGAGAGAUGGUAUCCAGAAACACCAUCUGCUUUUGCAGAGGCAUAGGCAGCAUGAACACCUUGUCUCCAGCAGUCUUACAGGUUGAUGCUUGUUUGGACUUGACCCGGUGUGGCUCUCCCCCAGCUCUGGGGUGUUGUGUCUGCCCUGAUGGGACAAUUCUUCAGUCCACGUUUCACCACUCUCCCCAGAGUACGACUGGAGCUCCUCAGCUUGUGUCCUGGUGUCAGCUGCCUAGGCUGCCGAGAGGGGCAAGCCAAAGGAGCUGUCUCAGAAAUUUCUUUGAAAGAGCUGGUUGCCAGCUUGUGCUUCAUGGAGGGUAUUUUUAGUGCAUGCUCACGCAGUAUGCCUGGCCUCUCCUCUCCUCUCUCUCUCUCUCUGAUCUCUCCCAGCAGCAUAAGUGUAGUAUAGUGAACUGCUUUACUUGGAGUUCCUGAGCAUUUGCUCCAGCAAGAAGAGGCUUUGUCAGCCUCCAGAGCAGCUACGUUCCCCAGGCUGAGCACCAGUGCAUGGGCCCAUCUCCCAUGCGGCCAGCGACACCGUAAGAAGACACUCGGAAAGCCAGUGCCACCCUCCGUGUCUGGUCACCUCCUGGGACCUGGGCAGUAGUGCUCUCCAUCAUUGCCCUCAGUGCUGGGGGAAGUGAGAAAUGCCAGCUUCCUUCUCCAUGUACGCCCUGCUGCUUAGGGAACUGGCCCCAGUCCGUGUCGCCAGCUGCUUCUCUCCCUUGCGACUGCAGCGCCCUCAUCCAGGGGUGUCACGGCCUCAGUGUGAAGAGGCUGGUUUAAAUUAAAGCAAGGAGGAGAGGUGGUCCUGGGGAGCUGUGUCUGGAGGCCUUCUGUUGGCAACACCCAGCUGAGCAGUGGAAGGAGGCCGGCUCUCAGCCCUGCCUGAGCUGGAGGUACCUUGCUCGUUUGUUUUGUGAGCUGCACUGAGGCUUCGGGUUAAUUAUUUAUGAGAGCACUUCCUUAACAAGCGCAAGCAACAGCUUUCCCAAAGGCUGCACUGUUGACCUGACUUUGCUGCCGUGGUCAAAAGGAGCAAAUAUAGGUCAGCCCCGCAGAGCUUCUGUCACCCCCCUUUGAGCAGUGAAGUAUUCUGCAAAAGUUAUAAAUUUUUAAACAGUGAGGGACCUACCAUGGCAUCUGCUGUUAGGUCUGUGCCAGGAAUCAGCUGGGGUACAGGCCUGAGGUACUGAGGAGAAGUACAUCACUUCGUGCAUGUGCUGAAAGUGCUGCAGAUUACAAGGGCACGACUUUCCUCUGACAUCAACCUUUGCAAUUAGCAGCCGCUCUGCGGCGACGGUCCAGCGUGCAAUUCACCUCAACUAGACCAACACAGCAAGGGGGCUGUGGCUCAAGCAGGCACGGCAGGUUUCAGCUCUGCCUUGUGCCGUAUGGCAGCUAGCCAGCUGCUCUGCAGAGAGGUGUUUGACUGAAGUCCCCCGGCUCCCCAGAGCCUCUUGCUGGGAAUGGAGCGAUCUGCGGUACCCAGUCUGUCACUUCACCAGGCAAAAGCUAUCGGUGGUGGAAGUCUGAAGCCACUCAGACACUUGUGAAAACCUCAUGCUCAGUGCUGUUGAGUCCUGAAAAACCAUAAGAUGAGAACAGGGGUGGGUCUUUUUUUGUGUUGUUGUUGUUUCUUGUUUUGUGUGUACAUAUUCAUGACAACUAUGUCCUCUUAUUUGAGGCUAGGAUUAAACCUUGGCUAAAAGAACAGAGUUUUUUGGCAGUUUGAAAACUUUAAAAUCAAUACUCUCUGCGUGAGGUACAAUCUGAGGCUUACAGUACUUGGUGAACGUGUUUAAGUGAUGCCUAUAGAUGUGUGUACGUGUUUCAUAGGUAUAGUAUGGCUUCUGUGGCUCAGCACUCCAAAGCCUGCUAUUCUUUUCUGAAGCUUAUUUUUGUCAAAGCUCUUAAAACAGCUGCGAACUUUGUUAGGAUGCUUGUUGUUCUAGUUGUUCUCAAAUUAGGUUAAACAGUCAUCAGAGCUUUUGCAGAUUUAGGGUAUCCCUUGAGCUGCCUUGAUCUCCGUGUGUUGUCCACCAGGGGCUGCCUGUUGUUGUGCGUGUUGAAAGCAAAGGCACGUGCCUGAGAGUCGAAGCGAGGAUCGCUGGGUGCUGUUUUCUGCUAGCUACACGCUGGGCUGUCUCCCUGGUGGUGUCAGCUGAUGCCUGCACCAUGAACAUCCACGCCUGAUUCUUCUGAAAAUCACACUCUGGGGAUCCAAUAUACAGCUUUACUUCUGAAAAUGUUGACCUCGCUCUGUGAAAAUUUCAGCAAGGGGACAUCAUGUCCAAAAGUGUCCGAGCAGGACAGGUGCCUGUGAUGUCUCCUGCAGAUACAGCCGUACAGCAGUAGUGAGGGUUUCUUUCUGCAACUGUACAGAUUUCCAGAAGAAUGUUUGGCUCAUCAGAGGGGAAAAGAAGAGCAGCAGGACGGAUAUCUCUCUAGGGCAUCUUGUUUGCCCUCCCAGAGGUCUCCCUUGUGAGGUUUAAGCAACCUUUUAACAAGUUGGUGGAAGCCCAGUGGGUUUUCCCAUUAUGCUCUGUCUAGUUGGUGCAACAGCAGCACUAUCUGCAUUAUCCCAGGAAAGGGGGAGCAAGGCCUAAGGAUGGAUUCUUACCUGGAGUCAUAAAACGUGUAAGGUGCAGGUAACUUGAUGCACUUGGGCAACCUCAGUGAAGUGGCUCUGACCAUGGCUAGGGUGAUCACAUCUUGGAGGACUGAGAUGCAAGUGGACUUUAGCUCAGGGUGAGAUGAAGAGGGACAUCCCCGUCACCUUGCUUUGGGUCAGUUGUGGUCUUGUAACCCUUUUUCAGGCUCUGAGCUUCUCCCUUGGGUUACCUGCCUCCCGUGGUGACACAGUGGGCAGGUGAGGGUCAGCGCUGUUGCGUUCAGAGUUGCAGUUAGGGACUGGCACUUGCCCUCCGCCUGAGAUGAUGCAGCGUUGUGUUCCCUUAGGUUGAGAAAGAGCACUGAAUUUUGAGUUACUGUGGUGUGGUGCCCCUAUGGGAAUAGUAGCCCCUGGCAGCAGCAGUGCAAAAAACAUUUUGCACACGCGUGUACACACACCCUGUGGAUCUCUUCUGCGCAGACUUAACCUUACUGGGCCCAACAGCAGUCCUUGCAAGACUUUUCCUCUGGGCAGCCUCCUGUCCCUUUUGCCAAGUGUAGGAACCUUCUUCCUAAUAACCUUGAACGCGGUUUAUUCUCAUCACUGACUCACUGGAGUGUUUUCCAUGCAACACACUAGAGACGCAGUCCCGGUCUCACUGCUUUGUGGUAACUUCUUGGUCUGCUCUGAAGCAGCUUUGAGGUAAUCACUAAAUUUUUUCCAGCAGCAUGAAAUUUGCUGCUCUGACUCUUUGGUGUGGUAAUUGUCUCGUGUCCGAGGCUGUCCUACCACCAGGGCACUCCUUCCUGUCCCUGGGUGCAUGCAUGGUCAGAAAAGCAUAUUGCUUCUCGGUGGUCAGAGUCAGAGCUGUGCCGACUUAAAUCAAACCCUGGUUCAUGGGAGGUGUUUCCACGUGCUGCUGAUGUCCAUAAGGACUCAAACAAAUACUUGCUUACACAGAGAUGCUUUCCUGAAGCAGAGUUGUCACUCUUUUCUACAGGUACCACAGGAUGCCCUCCCUUAUUCUGCUUCAUGUAACUGGUACUAGAAUGAUCAUUUCCUGAUAAAUGAAGGCACUUAAUCAGUCCUCUUCCCCUUGGAAGAAGGACUUUUGGGGAUAUUGUUAUAUCAUUUAAAAUAAUAUUUUGGAAUUUAAGUUUACAUUGCUUUAUUUUUCACUUGAGGUGACUGUAUAUAAAUAUUUUCCUCUAUUUUAUCAUUGCUGAUAAAGUAAGCCUACGGUAUACAGACAAAUAAUUUGCCUUUGAUGUAUUGAAACUGUGAGAUAUAAAGUAGACUUCUCUCUUGUGUCCAUGUUCCUGACUAUUACUCUGUUCCUCUGUGUUUUUAUAAGUUGGAAUAAAUGUUGCUUACGGGCAACAGAGAGCCUGCAAGCUUCCCAAUAAUUUUUAUGUAAUUGAACUCAAGCAACCCUAGUGAAGGAUCUCACAUAUGUAUAAUGAUAUAUGUAUAUGUACAAACUUUAGAAAGAAAUAAACCAAAUGUAUUUCAUC